Molecule: messenger RNA, 995 nt
Organism: Cucumis melo (muskmelon)
Lineage: Eukaryota; Viridiplantae; Streptophyta; Magnoliopsida; Cucurbitales; Cucurbitaceae
Product: (+)-borneol dehydrogenase 1-like
Exons: 3
Coding region: 94-915 (273 amino acids)
Source: RefSeq, a predicted model, not a curated record
CAAAAAUAAAAAUCCAAAGCUCUCUCUCUCUCUGUAUAUUUCUCCUUAUUAAUUCCACCGUUUCCUUCAUUUCCUCAUUUCUCGUUGAAGAAGAUGGCUCUUAAUUGUUCGCCAAAUCCUCUUAGAAGGCUAGAAGGGAAGGUGGCGAUCAUCACCGGUGGCGCAAGCGGGAUCGGAGCCAGUGCAGUGCGAAUUUUCCAUGAAAAUGGAGCAAAAGUCACAAUCGCCGAUAUCCAAGACGAAGCCGGCCAAAAAAUCGCCGAUGAACUCGGGGAAGACGUAAACUAUAUCCACUGCGAUGUGUCCAAGGAAGAAGACGUCAGCAAUGUUGUGGACGCCGCCGUGUACCGGCAUGGGAAGCUUGACAUCAUGUACAGCAACGCCGGCGUUAUUGAUCGUAGCUUUAGCGGCAUAUUGGACGUUACAAAAUCUGACUUGGACAAGGUGUUGGGCGUGAACGUGAUGGGUGCAUUUUGGGGGGCAAAGCAUGCAGCCAGAGUAAUGAUACCACAAAAAAAUGGGUGCAUUUUGUUCACAACCAGCGCAACCACCAAUAUUGCCGGCCUCUCAUCUCACCCAUACGCAUCCUCCAAAUGUGCAGUCCUUGGGUUGGUGAGGAAUCUAUCUGCCGAGCUCGGCCAACACGGGAUUAGAGUCAACUGCGUAGCCCCCUUCGUCGUAGCAACUGGGAUUGCAGGUCCUAGAAAUCCGAUGCAAGCGGAGGCGCUUGAGACCAUGGUCACCAGCUGGGCCAAUCUCAAAGGUUGCGUUCUUAAGGCCGAUGACAUAGCCAACGCUGCACUCUACCUGGCUAGUGACGAUGCUAAAUAUGUCAGUGGCCUCAAUCUUGUAGUCGAUGGAGGGUAUAGUGUUGUCAAUCCUUCCAUGCUUAAGACUCUUAAGUUCAUGGACUGAAAAUCUAUAGCUACGCUUACAAGGGUUGUUUCCCUACUAUAUAAGUAGUUCAUAAACUAUAAAACGUAUUUUGUGUUUUA